Molecule: messenger RNA, 1379 nt
Organism: Anas platyrhynchos (mallard)
Lineage: Eukaryota; Metazoa; Chordata; Aves; Anseriformes; Anatidae
Source: RefSeq, a predicted model, not a curated record
ACUUUGGGUGGCCCAUGCCAAGGGUGAAGCAGGAGGGUUACGUAGCGUUGGAAAGAGUUUCCUGCCUGGGUUUAGGUAAUGCUGUCUGAGCUGUGGCUGGGUGCCGGGCUUGAACUCUGCAAGCACUUUGGUGAGCUCGCAGGCAGACAGGGAGUUCUGGAAGGGAGAAAUUGCAGGGAUCUGCUUUUAGAUUUUAUUUUUUCUGGUUUUGCUGUAGUCUGGUAAGUGCCUCCAAAAGGAGCUCAUGUUAGAGACUGGAAUCUUGAGUUUCACCCAUUUAAAGUGAGUAUCCUAAUGUCAGAUGAGAUACCCAGUUCUCUUUUUUUUGCCUACUGUUUUUCUGUCUCCUUGCUUUCACUGUCAUCUCACCCUGUGUCGGAGUUUGGUGUUUGAGCUAUGCCUAGCAAACCAGGCCUUUUAAAGGACAUGUGCCAGGAGAGCUGCUGUUCAAUUCCGAGAUGACCCCAGACAGAAGAAGUGGCUGCCUUUUAGCUUGUCAGACAGCGUAAUCUGAGCAGAGAGAAGAUGGUGGGGACCAUGAGCAGUUUUCCCAGGUUGCCAGAUGGAUGCCAGAGACAAGCAGCUUUUACGCUCCCUGCGCCUGGAGCUCUGUACGGAGGUGCUGGUGGAUGGACUGGUUAUUCAGUAUCUCUACCAAGAAGGGAUUCUCACAGACAGUCACGUUCAAGAGAUAAAAUCCCAAACCACAAGUCAAAGGAAAACCAUGAUGCUCCUUGACAUUCUCCCUACGAGAGGACCUAAAGCUUUUGAUGCAUUCUUGGAGUCCUUACAGGAGUUCCCGUGGGUUAAAGACAAGCUGAAGGCAAAGCGUAAGGAAAUGACAGUACAAGAUCCUGCAGACGUAACUGAAAUUGCACCAUGUAUUUUGAAGAGCUCACCAACAGAUCAGCAGAUGAACAAGCUUGCAAAGAGACUGGGACCUGAAUGGGAGCAUAUUGUUCUGUGCUUGGGUUUGUCCCAUACUGACAUCUAUCGAUGUAAAGUCAAUCACCCUCACAACGUGCAGUCACAGAUUGUAGCAGCAUUUGUCCUGUGGAGACAGCGUUUUGGGAAGAAAGCAACAAUCCAAAGUCUGCAAGCCAGUCUGAUGGCAGAAGAAGUGGAUCCUUCUGUGAUACAGUACAUGCUCGAGUGAAGCCUUGCUGUUGAUUGGGAGCUUUCACGCACUUUACUAAAUUAAAUAAAGAGGAUUCACUAAGAUGUAUUGAAGAUCUGGUGCAUCAAACUGGGAGAACUGGGACUGAGAACUGUGAUUUUAUUAAGCUUAUACAUUCCAGUUUUCUGUGGCAUCUUGUGAUUUAUAAUUCCUUUCAUGCCAGAUUAAUUUUUAGCAGGCAUUAAAAAAUGGAUCACUCUUU